Molecule: messenger RNA, 943 nt
Organism: Dendronephthya gigantea
Lineage: Eukaryota; Metazoa; Cnidaria; Anthozoa; Malacalcyonacea; Nephtheidae
Exons: 4
Coding region: 104-943 (279 amino acids)
Biological process (GO): glycolipid biosynthetic process
Cellular component (GO): membrane
Molecular function (GO): galactosylceramide sulfotransferase activity
Source: RefSeq, a predicted model, not a curated record
ACAAAACUAUAAUAAAUAGUAAACGUCUACUGAUUCAGACAAAUAUGGAAUAUGAAAUGUCGACUUUUUCAAAAUACGGCCAGAACGUUGAUUUUAGGCCGCCAUGAAAUGCACGUUUAGUAAAAUUUUGUUAUUUAUGGCGACAAGUGGCCUGAUAGGAUUCAUUGUGUAUCGUUGGCUGUUCGAAACUCGCUCGAGGUUCGAGGGAACGGUUAGUAGUUUAGACGCUGAACACGUAGACGAGGAAAAGAGGAAAUUCGUUACAUUGUUGUCAAAAGACAACGACAUAAAGAUUGUCUACGUCGAUAAUGAUCAUAUAGAGGACACUGAAGACCCACGUCUUAAAAAGGCAGUCACUAAUACACCCGGUGACGUCACUUCUACUCCAUCACUCCAGUCGUAUUACGAGUCCAGCAGCGCGGGUACAGAAAAUCCUUACAGCAUCGAGUGGGAUGAGACGAUUGAUUAUGAUCACUACGGAAAAAUCGCCUUCAAUGAAACUAAAAGAUCAAUGGAUCUUAGCGACAAACCCAAAGACACUAUUGUUCUUGUACAAGAGCGUUACCAUAGUAACAGUCCAAUCACGAACAUCAUGUACAGAUACGGUGACCAGAAUCAGCUCACAUUCGCUCUACCAAAGAAACCAAGUUUUCAGGGAUAUCGGCCUUUGAGAUUUCAUCCGAGUUUUGUAGAUACCAGCUUGACAUUUUCUAGCCAAAUUAAUAUGCUGAUCAAUCCCACGUACCGAUACGAGACGCUGAGAAGGUUUAUGCCAAUGGACACUGUGUUCAUCGCUGUUCUAUACGAUCCUGUUAAAUCCUUAAUUUCAAGAUUGGUUAGCCAUCCCUUAUUUGGAAAUUAUAAACUUAAAAAACGGUUGAAGAUUGUUAAGAAACUGGUUCGAAGAAGGAAAGUUUUUGGAGAUGAAUACACAAAUUGUUAG